Cercocebus atys (sooty mangabey) is the source of this 4279-nucleotide messenger RNA. It is a transcript of the gene OXSM, whose product is annotated as 3-oxoacyl-ACP synthase, mitochondrial. The transcript is spliced from 6 exons. Bases 2857 to 4239 code for a protein of 460 amino acids. The record is from RefSeq and is a predicted model, not a curated record. Lineage: Eukaryota; Metazoa; Chordata; Mammalia; Primates; Cercopithecidae. Gene Ontology annotation, biological process: fatty acid biosynthetic process. Gene Ontology annotation, molecular function: 3-oxoacyl-[acyl-carrier-protein] synthase activity.
ACCUUGGCCUCCCACAGUGCUGGGGUUACAGGAGUGAGCCACCGUGCCCAGUGAGCAAUUUUAUUUUUAUAUCAUCUGUGGACCUCACAUUAAUCUAUUUUUCUCAGUAAAAGAAUACUGCAAACAGGGUCCAGCAAUGACAGUCACAUCCAGUUCCUCAAAUUCUAUCUUUUUUCUUAUUAAAUAUGUUGAGUAAACUGACCAUGGUUUUGUGCAUAGAUUGAUACCAAAGGCCUGACCCUGAAGCCGUCAAAGACUUAGAGGGCUGUAGGGACUUUAGACUUCAAACCCAUCAUAUCCUCUUUCCUAUCCCUGGAAAAGCAACGCACAAAGACUUUCUUAAACUCUUCUCAGCAUUAUUCCAGUGUGUCCACUAUCCUUUGAGCUCACUGCCACACCCCUCAUCUUUCAAAAUCUUGAACCCGGGAGGCAGAGGUUGCAGUGAGUCAAGAUUGCGCCGCUGCACUCCAGCCUCAUCAACAAGAGCAAACUCCGUCUCCAAAAAAAAAUCAGAAACAAGCCAUUAGUAAACAUUCCUAAUGAAGAUUAUGAUGUUAAAUGUCAUUAUUUGCAUGCAAAGGUUUCCUCCUCAAGCUAAACCUCAGCAUUUUCGGUUUCACUAGAUUGAAAGCAGAAGUGAGUCUUCAUUACAAGGGCACCUCUUUUCUCUGACUAGUGGGGUUUAAAUAGCUUGGUGGCUUUCCAGGCGGUAAGUCCCAGCUAAUGGGCUCUAGAGAACCCAGCCUAUCAGUUCAUUUAUGGAGUCCCUUGGCAUCCUUGUACUGUGAAGAGCCGUAAGGCCUCAAAGGGUGAAAAAGGUGAGUUGAGAAGGUGUCACAGAGCACGAAGGUGGUCCCCACACAGGUCACAAUUAUGUAGCUGUGAACAGGCUACAUGUUGCAUCCUUCAUAGCAUCUGCCACAAAAUAAGGGCUCAACAUAUUUUCCCUUCAAUUUACUUUAAACAUCAUUACCAUUGCCUAAAUGAAAUAUUACUGACAUGGAUUUUAAAAACUCCACAUGUAACUAAUGUCUAAAAUUGGGUCACAUGAAACAUAACCUUGAAACUGAGAAGAAUUUCCUCUUAGACUUCAUGAUAAUUUACCAACCACUUAAUGCACCAGGGGCUGAGGGGAGCAGAGAACCUAAUUAAUUAAUCACGGUGACCUGAUAAAUGAGGUAACAUCACUAAAGCAAGUGGCGCUCCUUUAACCUCAGUUCCAUUUCCCUCCCCCAACACCAUGUCUCUCCGUUAAGACACAUCAUUUGAUCUGCAGAGUUGAGGUAGGUACUCAUUCAAAAUGAAUAAUCAAACUUGCCUCCCAAUUCCCGAAAUCUACAAGGUCCCCUAGACCUCUAGAAGUGCAAUUCUGCUGACAGGAAAAUGAAGCAAAUUACUCUCAUCCAAGGCGAUUACCUCCACGAAUUCUUAGAAUUUAUAUAGUAGAGUCCAGGUAUUAAUAUAAAAACCGUAAUUUCAAAAUACUAUAAUGUUUCAAUCAACAAAAGUGGGCAGAAGAAAACAUUAAAAAUUUUAAAACCCACCACUUCAGAAGCAUUAUGCUUUAGUACUCGGAUAGUCUCAACAUGGGAAGAAAACAUCACUUAGUCAGUGACUAACUUCUGAUAAGUAUGUGGAAAUGUAAGCCACUCCGCUCGAAAAAAUGCACGCAGGGGGAAUGACACGUGCGGUGCGGUUACGGUUGUGUCCUGAUAUCUGAGGUCGUUAAACGACGAGAAGAGCGGCAGUGUCCGCAGCACGCCUUCCUACCUCUCCUGCGCCCGGCCCCGCUUCCGGGACUCCAGUCCACCCGCAGCACCCUGACUGCAGGUGCCAAGUCACAACUGCAAAGAAACUUCCUCUUCUCGAGCGGGGGUGGGACUUGGCCGGGUCCCGAGGCCCCUGGCUGGCGGGCUCGGACGUUAGGAGCAGAACCAGCUCCAGGUCCCGGUCUGUCCGGGCGUCGCUGCCCUCCGAAGCUCAGGCCGGACGCCCCCAGUCCCUGGCCGAGCAAGGCGCCGCGGCCCACCCACCCCGGUACCCGCCGUUCGACCCCGUUGCCCUGCACCUGAGGAUGUUGUCAGCAUAGAUUGUCAGGACGUUCUACAUAGAUGUGGAUGAAAGACCCCAGAAGGAAGGAGCAACAAACGUCAAAAACAAAACCAUGGCUAUAAACUCUGCUGGGUUUGUUACGUGGAUUCUUUUCAGAAUUUGGCGAAUGACUGAAAAUCUAAGUCCCAGCUCAACUAGUAUAUGAUUCCUCUGUAUAUCAUGUGAUCAAGGUCUUUUAUUCCACUUAGAAGAUGCAUCCCUAACUACUUUAAUCCAGUCUCUGCCCCACCAUGUCCUUGAAAGUGUACUUUACCACUGGCUUCCUUCUUUGCAGAAAUUCCUUUUCAACCUCACCAAGUAUUUGUCUUGACUUUAUUUCUUAAGAUAAGUGAUUUGCCUGAAUAACUUCUUUUACAUUUCUUGAUGUUUCAUCUGUUUGCUUUUAAGACUUGAAAUUUUCUUCCAGAAUCUCCGAGCAAGACCCUAAGCUAUGCCAAUCCACUUCAAUGACUAUUCGUCUCCCAGAUGUCCUUAAUUAUCGGCGAGUCACUGAGGUUCCGAGAGAAGAGUCUCUGCUAAGGCAAACAGCGACCCAGCAGCCUCCCAAGGUCUGACCUCCGCCAAGGUGACGCGGCGUAAAGUCAACCGGAGGAAGGGAAGUCGAACGGGAUGCGUGCGCGGGAGCGCGCAUGAGCGUGCGCGUGCGCGUGCGCUCGAGCGCGUCAUCGCCUAGGACAGUGGCGAGUGUGUCUGGAGCUGUAAACGUGUUACAGGAAUGUGUUUCUGAUCAUCUGAAUCUCAAUCAUGUCCAAUUGCCUGCAAAAUUUCCUGAAAAUUACAAGCACUCGUCUUCUGUGUUCAAGAUUAUGCCAACAGGUAACAAGAAGUAAAAGGAAGUUUUUCGGAACUGAGCCAAUAUCCAGACUGCAUAGGCGAGUUGUCAUUACCGGUAUUGGCUUAGUGACUCCUCUUGGUGUUGGAACUCACUUGGUUUGGGAUCGUCUUAUCGCAGGAAAGAGUGGAAUUGUUUCACUGGUUGGUGAAGAGUAUAAGAGUAUCCCUUGCAGUGUUGCUGCUUAUGUGCCAAGAGGCAGUGAUGAAGGUCAGUUCAAUGAACAAAACUUUGUGUCCAAAUCAGAUAUCAAGUCCAUGUCUUCUCCCACCAUCAUGGCCAUUGGGGCUGCAGAAUUAGCCUUGAAGGAUUCUGGCUGGCAUCCUCAGUCAGAAGCUGAUCAAGUGGCUACUGGUGUUGCAAUUGGCAUGGGAAUGAUUCCUCUUGAAGUUGUUUCUGAAACUGCUUUGAAUUUUCAGACAAAAGGUUACAAUAGAGUUAGCCCAUUUUUUGUCCCUAAGAUUCUGAUCAAUAUGGCAGCAGGCCAGGUCAGCAUUCGAUAUAAACUCAAGGGCCCAAAUCAUGCGGUAUCCACAGCCUGUACCACAGGAGCUCAUGCUGUGGGAGACUCUUUUAGAUUUAUAGCCCGUGGUGAUGCUGAUGUGAUGGUGGCUGGAGGUACAGAUUCUUGUAUUAGCCCUUUAUCUCUUGCUGGGUUUUCCAGAGCCCGGGCUCUGAGCACAAACUCAGAUCCCAAGUUGGCCUGUCGACCAUUUCAUCCAAAGAGGGAUGGUUUUGUAAUGGGAGAAGGUGCAGCUGUGCUGGUGCUGGAAGAAUAUGAACAUGCUGUUCAAAGAAGAGCCCGGAUCUAUGCAGAAGUUUUGGGCUAUGGACUCUCAGGUGAUGCUGGUCACAUAACUGCCCCUGAUCCUGAAGGAGAAGGUGCCUUAAGGUGUAUGGCUGCUGCUUUAAAAGAUGCAGGUGUACAGCCUGAAGAGAUAUCCUAUAUAAAUGCACAUGCUACUUCCACACCAUUGGGAGAUGCUGCUGAAAACAAGGCAAUCAAACAUCUCUUCAAAGACCAUGCAUAUGCCCUUGCAGUUUCCUCAACUAAGGGAGCAACAGGACAUCUGCUGGGAGCUGCAGGGGCGGCCGAGGCAGCUUUUACCACAUUAGCUUGUUAUUAUCAAAAACUACCACCUACUUUAAACCUGGAUUGUACAGAACCAGAAUUUGAUCUCAACUAUGUUCCACUAAAGGCACAGGAAUGGAAAACUGAGAAAAGAUUUAUUGGCCUCACCAAUUCCUUUGGUUUUGGUGGUACUAAUGCAACACUUUGUAUUGCUGGAAUGUAGAACAAAUCAUUUGUAAUUAAAUAUGGAUUUUUAAAUGUUA